This is a messenger RNA of Abrus precatorius (Indian licorice), 1075 nucleotides long. Its product is annotated as FCS-Like Zinc finger 2-like. The transcript is spliced from 2 exons. The coding region runs from base 174 to 659 and encodes 161 amino acids. The record is from RefSeq and is a predicted model, not a curated record. Lineage: Eukaryota; Viridiplantae; Streptophyta; Magnoliopsida; Fabales; Fabaceae.
UCAAUUCCGCAUUCAUUCAACCAACAACACAAAACCAAAAGCCUUCACCUACCACUUUAUAAGACCCCCCUUCCCUUCUCUCUUAUUUUCUCCAAUCACUCUUCAUUCCCUCCACAAUCAUACGACACGACCAUUUCUUUCAUUUCAGUUUCUAAAGCCAAACCCUUUUAGUCAUGGCCGCUUCCACCAAGAGACAUUGUUUCUUUGAAGAGGAUGAUGGUUUGGUUUCCUUGGCUUACAUUGAGCCUGGACAUUCUGGCCACAGUCACUUCCAUUUCCAGCAUGGUUUUGUCUCUAGGACUCUGGGUUACGCCACUUUUUACAACCGCGGCGUCAGGGGCCAUUCAAUUUCUUCGCCAAGAUCUGGGAGAUUUUAUGAUGCCAGAUUUGAAGAUCAUCAACCCCACUUUCUUGAUGCUUGUUUUCUUUGCAAGAAGCCACUUGGCGACAAUAGAGACAUCUUCAUGUACAGAGGGGACACGCCUUUUUGUAGCGAAGAGUGUAGACAAGAACAAAUAGAGAUAGACGAAGCGAAGGAGAAGAAUAAGAAUCUUUCUUCUUCAAUGAAGGCUUUGAGAAAAAAGGAGCAAAGAAAAUCUGCUUCCCCAAACAAGGCCCAGGAUUACUCCUUUCGUACAGGGACGGUUGCUGCCGCUUAGUUGAGACUUGAAUUGAAAUAGGCUUAUAAGAGAGAACAGUGUAACUGCAGCGUUCUCGAAAAAAGGGGAAAAAGAAUGAACAAAAAAGAAAAGUAGAAGUGAAGUUUUUACUUUCUUUCCACGAAGAAGGGUCAAGAGAAACGAGAUCCCCCUCAAGAGAAAUUUUUGUUCAUGAAGCUGUAUAUGGUAAUACGUGUAGAGAAGUUCGUUGCUUGUGGGAUCCGCUCUGCGAAAUGGCUCAUUUUUCGGGUUUUUAUAUUAUAUAUAUAUAUCAAGGUUUUGGUUUUUUCCUUUUUUAUUUCAUGUGGAUGUUGUGGGGUCUAUAUUUUCAAAAGUUUUAACGAAGAAACUGAUACGAGCUUAUGCUGUAAUUUAUAAGCAUCAAUUGCUAUAUUUUUCUUCUUUUCUCUGAGAUU